GUUGUCGGCAGGUGGGAAAGCCCUCCCAAUACGCACUUCCGCCAGGACAACCGCGACCAUCGUCGACUUCCGCAGCACUCGUGGUAUUCCCUCCCUACGGCCGACCGCAAAGCCCUUCAGUGAGGCUGCGAGCACAUUGCGUCCGGGACUCUCAUUCCUCCCAGAACCAAGCGUCGUCUGCCAAUUCUGAGAACAUGCCUUCCUACCUACCAGGAAAGGCGCGAGCCCAGCCAGCUGCCCAAAAGAAAGCUCGGCAAGUGUACAAUUCAUCUGACGAUGGGACAGAGUCCGACUCCACUUCUACAAGUGACUCUGAGGUGGAAUUCACUAGGCCGGCUCCCAUUGGAACCAGGAAGCCCGGGCAUAGACUAUCUCGAGCAUUGCCAGAAUCGGCGGCUCCGACAACCAACAAGCCGCCCAUACGGCAGACGAAUGUCGGAGGAAUGGCUUCUACAGCUCCAGUCUCCAGUGACAAGAGAAGGUCACAAGUAGGAGCCUCCCCAGGCGGCCGCCAGCGCGAUAGUACUCAGUCUCCUUUAAAGUUGAGAUCGGAGUGGAGAACUUCGGCUGCUGCUCGAUUUGCGAAUGAUCUGGAUUCCCUGAGCUUUGGGUCGAGUUUCGACAACUUGUCUUUGGGUGCCCCUACAUCCAUAGCGGAGGAGCCUGUCGCCGUUAGGGCAGCAGCGAAGCCAGCACCGAGAGCACCUGUAGGCGCGCCUAAGCCGAGUUCGUCGAUCCCAAAGCAGUCCUCUCUGGAGUCAUCUGGAUUGACAGCUUCGUCGACAGCGGCGCCUGCACAACCGACGUCGGUAUCCUCAGAUUUGGACGUCGUCGUAGCCCUUCGGAGCGCCCAAGCGAAGAAGAAGUACACGGAGGGAUAUAUAUACAAAAGGAACGAGCUCAGUGAUACAGGUCACCCCCUCAUAUCCGGAGACACCUCAGAACUUCAUGGAGACAGGAACGGGGACUGGACCAAAUGGUGGGCUGAGCUUAGAGGGACCACAUUACGGUUAUGGCGGGUGCCGGAUCACAUCACGCAGUUAACUUACACACCCGCUCCCACGGUGGAGAAAACCCUGCGAUUGGAGUUGGACCCGAUGGCGUCGACGAUUGCUACCAUCAAGUCUGGGAAUGCGGAUGUUAUCGCGAUUGAUGUAUCGCAAAGUGUGGUGGAGAUUUUCCCACCAAACAUUUACAAGACGGAAAACACUGCGAACCCGCCUCCUGUGCCGUACACGAACUUCUUCGGGAUGUCUACCGCUGGCUCUAAUCUGUACUACUUUGCGGCCUUGUCGACCAUCCAGUCCAACACUUGGGUGGCAGCAAUCCGCCUAGCUAUAUUUGAGUCAACAAAAAUCAACGAGUUUCUCGCCCUCAAGGUCUUGAAGCGACCUACCUUUGCAUCCGCUUGGAAAGAUCUCGGGGUGACGCCGUUCACAAACAUCUCCGCUCAGAAAGGGGAAAUCAAGUAUGAAGGAAGUCUCGAAGUACGAUCAACAUAUGCGACCAAGUCAAAACCAUACUACGUCGUGAUCAAGCGGUCCGGCAGUGGCGGUCUCAAACUCGGGAAGAAACUCUUUGGGAACAAGAAGCGAGACUCCACCAUUCCGGGUGAAACUGAAGCCAAGGAGUCGAAGAAGGUGACAUUCCAAUUUUUCGAGUCGAAGGCGGAGGCGAAGAAGGGACGGCCAGCGUUUGUCCUCGAUUCUGUGACAUCUGCGAGUCUUGCGGUCGACGACUUGAGCUCUGUCGAAAACGGAACAGCUAUGAACAUCCGAUUGGAAGCGCGAAUUGCACUGCCGCCAGCCGAGAAGGAUUCGUCAAGCAAGGGUGCUUCAUUGCAAACCCUGGAGCAGCCAGCGGGAACGCUGGCAAACGUUGGGUCCAAGGGCUACAUCCAUUGCGCCGCCGAUCCUCUCGGCGCUUUCCUGCGCCAAGCAGACCCAAGACCUGCCCCUCCAUUCAUCAAUCUCCGCUCAGCCAACGCCAUCGAAACCGCCUCUUGGUUGAUUGCCAUAUCCACUGCUUUCAAUCUCGAUGUAGACGUCGCCGCACGUGAAGAAGAAAUCUCCUCUUUGAAUCUCGCUGCCCCAACGACCGAAAAAUCGAAAAAAUUUCGCCGCACCUCCAACAUUUCCGAUUCAGGCUCCGAACAAUCGUACUCUGCCGCCGACGACGCCCUCUAUCUCACAACUGAAGACAUCAGCGGUCUGAACAUGAGCAACGAGAGUCACUCAGCAGUCACUCUGCGAUACGGACAGGUGUAUGCCGACAAGAAGCGCGUGAAGAAAGAUGGGUUCGCCGAGGACUGGGCGGACGCUGUAUGGGAGGGGGAGAAAGGUCGACGGGAAUACGAACGCCGGGAAGUUGAGCACAAGGUGGCUGAGUUGGUGUUGUGGCUUGAGGAGAUGACCGCUAAACAGAAACAGGAAGUUGCUGCUGAAGCGGAGAUCAAGGCGGCUGCGCAACGGGAGCGGGAGCUUGCAGCGGAGAAGGUUAAGAAGGCGGAGAUGGAAUUGGCUGCAGCAGCGGCCGCUGAGGCGAUCGCCGCGAAGGCGUUGGAGGAGCCUGCGGGAGAAGAGGUCACUCAAUCGCAGGAGGUCAGCGAAUCGCCCACCAGCAGCGGGGAUGGAGGCAGUGAAGCCAUUGUGUCGGGCGAACCGUAUGUCGAGACGGUCGAACCAUCGGAGGAUAAAGGAGGGAUUGUAUCCGCGACCGACGUGGUAUUGAACGGGAUUGUGGCUGAAGAAUUUGAAGAACCAGCGAUGGCCGCAUCCAAUGAACCCUUGGAACCAUCAGGAAGCGUGGUUGCGGGGUCUGAAGCGAUUCCCAACGCCGAUGAAAAUACCGCCGUGCCGGCAGAGUCAGCACCAUUACAAGACGCGAAGGAAGAGAUAUCCGAAGAGAACCCCACAGCCGAAACGGUGAGGGCUCUCGAAACCGCAGUCACACCAGAGGCCAGCACUCCUGCUGCUCCGUCGCAAAUGAUGAUGGUGCCGGUCCCUAUCCUGCAAGCCAACGGGCAGUGGGCUUGGCAAUACCAGUGCGUUGACCCCAGCAAGAUGCCUCCGGGCUGGAACCCGCAGAGCGCAUUCCUUCCUCGCAACGAUUUCCCUGAAGUUGAUAGCGACUCGGAAGAUGGCAGUACUCCGACAGAAAGCGGAUCGGAAUCGGAUGAGGAAGGGUCUGGAAGUGGAAGCGGCACGGCUUCCAGCAAAGAGCCUCGCCCAGACGCUCCCAAGAACACCGGCUCGUUCCCACCGAUGCCGCCCGGCAUGAUGCCCAUGAUGUUUCCACCUGGAAUGAUGCAAGGAGACGGAACGGAGAACAUGGGAAUGCCGGGAAUGAUGCCGAUGAUGAUGCCAGGCACGACGCCCGGUUUCCCACCCAUGUUCAUGGCUCCCAACGGUGUCAUGAUCGGCCCUAACGGUUUGCCCAUACCCCCUCCUGGAAUGAUGGACGGAUCGGCACCCGGGGACGCAAACAUGGACGCAGGCGCGAUGGGAGAAGGUGAAGAGUCGGUCCUGACACCCCAAUCGCUGCUCGCUAAUCUGGAAGGACGGGCCAAAUCUUCUCGCCGAGAUGGACCGCUGGUGCAGCUAGAGCGCGAAGUCGUUGAGCACGAAGAGCAGAAACUGGUGCAACCCGCAUACGUGCCGCAGUACUCUCAACACGCCGGCCCGUUGUUGGGACACGUGCCUGACAACGUGCCCAACAGGAGACCCAAGAUGGUCGGAGGGCUGCUCGCCGAAGUGGAACGCAGAGAAAAGGAAAAGGAGAUGUUGAAGCGCAUGGGUGUAUGGAGGCCGACGACUGCUCCGACCGGCGGCUAUAUCCCGACCUACUUGCGUGGCGGUAUGAAUGGAGGCGCUGGGAACCGGAACUCGAUGGCAGGAUUUGGGCCUAUGGGGAUGCCGGGGAUGCCACCCAUGAUGCCACCGAUGAUGCCGCCUCAUAUCGGUCCCACGGGUCUCAUGAGCCCGUGGGGAUACCCGAUAAGCGAGUUUGGAGACCCGCACGAAGAUCCUUCUAUGGCGGCGCAGAGGGAGGAACUUAGGAGGGAGUGGUUGGAGAAAGAGAGAGCAAAGGAACGCCAACGCAUGUCCGAGCGUACGGUGGAGUACUACGGGCAGCCGAACUACUACCCACCUACGGUCGCAGCGAGUGGUCACCCAGGCAUGCGUCCUCCGUCGGCCCACCCAUCCUACUACCCACCUUACCCUGGAGCAGGCCAUCCCGAGAUGAUGCAUUACCCUUACGGCGCAGGACCGCACCCUGGUGGACCGCAAGCGCCCAUGUGGCGCCGAUCCAACUCGUACUCGGGAUCUGAUGACAGCGACAGCGACGUUGCCGCGAAGAAGCGUGACACGGGCGCCAAACGAGGACAGAAGAAUAAGAACGAUAGCAGCAGCGAAGACACCAGUAGCAGUUGCGCGACGGACAGCGAGGACGAGCAGGGUAAAGAUGAGAAGAGUGGGACUGAAGACGAUGAGGAGGAUGCCGGGUUUGAUGACGACUCGGACGUCGACCCACGGGCAAGCGCCGUCAAACUCGUUAAGAAGAAACCGGCGGGCAGCGGUACCGAUUCAGAGAGCGACGCCCAAUCCAGCGACGACGAGCAGAUGACGAAAGCUGCGUUGAAGAAACGCCAACAUCUGAAGGCGAAGAAGGCGGAAUCAAGCGGGACAGACUCGGACGAUUCCAAGUCAUCCAAUUCCGACAGCGAAGAUGACGAUUCUGAAGAUUCGGAAGAUCACGCGCCGUUAGUCAAGAGCGCCCGUCCUGGCGCUGCCGGUCCCAAACAGUUCCCCAUGCACAACCCAGGUCCAUACGGCGCCCCUCACGGGUUCGGACCCUAUGGCGCUCGCCCCCCACAAGGACCCUACGGCUAUCAGCCCUACCUCCAGAACGGCCCUUACGGUAGUCCAUACGGGCCCCCAUCGGCCGGAUAUGGUGGUUAUCAGCCACAAGGACCCUACCAUCCCGGAUACUCCCCAUACGGCCCGCCACCACCGCAAGCACCUGCGGCGCGUAGCGGUCCCGUCCACGCCAAGCAAGCGAAAGCGGCCACGAAGAAGCGAUCGCCUCUCCGGAAGCGCCGAGACGCAAACACGGAAACUGAGGAUAGUGACAGCGACGUUAGCAGCGGGAAGCGCCAGGUGAACGCCCGCGUCGCCAAGAAGGAGGACAACGAAACGCAAACCGGUAGUGAAAGCGAAAGCGAAAGUGAGGUGGAGGUCAAGCCGAAGAAGGCGAGCAAGCGGGCUGAGAAGUUGCAGCAGAAGUCCGUGCAGAAGGUCCGACAUGAGAAGGUCAAGACCAAGAGCAAGAAGGGAAAGGAGAACAAAAUCUAGAUAGAGGGAGGUAUAUGUUGCUAAGAUGUCUCGGUCAGUAGUUUGUUUUUUGGGCAAUCCAAAUAGGUAUCGCGAAGUAGGACGUAACCCUCGGGUCUUCGGCGUAAAGGCGUAGCGUAGUGAAUCCCCGUAGUGUUUAUUCAAUCCUCCUGUAACUUAUUCAAUGAGCUUUUAUAACCAGUA
Molecule: messenger RNA, 5537 nt
Organism: Fimicolochytrium jonesii
Lineage: Eukaryota; Fungi; Chytridiomycota; Chytridiomycetes; Spizellomycetales; Powellomycetaceae
Exons: 3
Coding region: 195-5354 (1719 amino acids)
Source: RefSeq, a predicted model, not a curated record